AAAGAAACACAGAUCCCGUAAGCUUGGUCAGCUUACCAGUACAUUUGUUUUUUAAUCCUGCAGCUCUUAAAAUCCUUAAAAUUAAUUAAAAAAUGUCUCACGGGGGCUCAUCUAAGCGCGAUUACCACAAAGUGGAUCACUCCUUGAGAGUUCGUGAUAACCUCCAACGUAUUGAAUCAAUGAUAAACAGCAGGAAGCAGGAGCAUAUGAUGGAACUCAUUGCAGAGAUCUUCUGUGAGAAGCCACCACGAGACAUUGAUGUGAGGAAGGCACAGACACAGCUUCUUCCCGCGACGCUUUCCUUGAUUCAGGAACUUCAGCUAGUGGUUCUUCUCUGUGAAUACUUCCAAUCUCCCGGGCCUGAAGCUACGCGGAAUGCCAUGUUUCUCUCCCUUUUUGCCAGCCCAACAUCCAUCACGCGGAUCAAUGUGCUUGUGAAGCUUGUCAGCACGUCCGUGUCUGCGUUAAUUGCACCCAUUCUUUGCGCCGCGGGUACAUGGAUGCAACAGCUGGGCUGCACAUCACAACCCAGCUUAGAUUUGGCACAGAAACUCGUCACGGAUUUCAUUGUGUUCGCCCAGAAGGCCUCGGAGCAGCUAAAGUACCUUCCACAGGUUGCUUCACGCUUCACGGCGAACCUGAUAACAGCCGUGGCGGAACUGUACCUCAACGAUAUGCACGACAGUGCGGCCGUUCCGCCGGCUAUCCUCCUGGACACAUUCACAGAGUGGGUAUCAAGUAACCCCGAACUCUGUCUUGCUUCCCAGAAGCCUCUUGUACUACCAUCAGGUGCCAUUGCAAUGCCUGUACUCACCCCACUGGCGGGACUUAUCCGGUGGUGCGUUGUGGCACCUUUGAUGGAUCCCAACAAGUCGUACAGUCGUCUGCAUUUGGCCAUCAUUCAAUCAAUGCAACAGACUCCACCACCCACGGGACCGCCCACGAUCAUCAAUGCUCAGCACCUCUGUCUCAUUGUGGCCACACUUGAGGGGAAGUAUAUGCAACUCAGGAAGCCUGAGAAUGCCUCCAAGGCAAAUGAUGAGCGUCUGCAGCUGUGCCUGGAACGCUUUGCGCAAGCUGUUCAGGUGGCUCUCAGUUCCAGUUGCGUUUAUGGCAGCAUUCCACAGCUCCUGUGCCGCCUCGAAGCGCUCCCACCCUGUACACUCAUGCAAAUGGUCAUCAAGAGCAAUCGAAUCACAUGACGAGGACCUUUCUGGGAGGAAUAAAGUUAAAAAAAAAAAAACAAAUAAAAGCUCCUUUUAUUCACUCAAGAAGAAUCGGAGUAUAUUGU
Lutzomyia longipalpis is the source of this 1291-nucleotide messenger RNA. Its product is annotated as integrator complex subunit 15. NCBI's taxonomy places the organism in Eukaryota, Metazoa, Arthropoda, Insecta, Diptera, Psychodidae. The coding region runs from base 93 to 1202 and encodes 369 amino acids. The record is from RefSeq and is a predicted model, not a curated record. The transcript has 2 exons.